AUGGAGCAUAUAAAUCUAACCAUGGAAGUGGAUACUGGCCCUCAGUCCAGUCGCAGUUCCCUGAUCACCGAGUUCUCAGGUGAACUUCCAAUCCGAGCGCAGUUAUUCGAUGUGAGAGGGAUUAAGAUAGCUGGAUUUAUGGUCAACGAUCGACCUAUGGUCUGUUUGCCUCAGGUAAAUUUUCUCAAAAGCUUUGCAAUCUGUUUCUGUUUCUUCAGAUCUAUGAGAUUUUCUUGAAAGAAUUGGUCGGUGGCCUUCACACAAUCUACACAAAGCUGAAACGUCUGAAUAUUCAUCCUCUGGUAUGCAAUGUCGAGCAGGUCCGGGCAUUGAGAAUGGCUGGGGCCAUCCAAUGUGGUGUGAAUAGAUGCAAAUUGAUAGACUUGUCCGACCUCAGCACUUUGUUAAUGGAUUGUGAAGAUGCAAGGUAAGUUUUGUAUUACAGUACAUAAUUUUCCUCAGCACCCGCCCUGGGCGACCUCCGAAGAAAGUGGCUUCGAUCCCCGAGCUGCAUCCAGAAUCUCGGCAACUUUGUUCUUCUUCAUCGUCGAUGACUUCCUUCUCCAACAACAUGUCCUCCACCAUGUCUAAUCUCUCUUCUAAUAUGGGUUCCAACCUCUCCUCCAAUCACUCCUGCUCCCUCCAGAUUCUGAAUGAGCUUCUUCCCUUUAAUCAACCCACUUUUGUCGUCCAACAAAUGGUUGCAGCAGCUGUUGCGCAACAACUAAAUCAUCAGCAUUUAAAUAUUGCAUGUCCUUCUAAUGCCUCGUCAACUUCGUUCAAUCUUCAAGAUUUGAACUUUGCCCCUUCCUUGGAUGAAACUCAAAGUGGCCAAGAAAAGAGUGAAGAAUGGCUGAAGGCAGGAAAAGAUGACAAUAAAAUGAUGACAGAGCCCAUGGAAAAUAACGAGUACAAGCAAGAAGAACCCUCCAGUCAUGAAAGUUCUGAGGAAAAGGCUUUGGACGGCAGCGAUUCGUCAUUAAAGCCCUCAGGCAGAAAUUCGGAGACUGAUACCAGCUUUUACCGGGAGAAAUCGAGUUCCACGAAUGAUCAGGACAGUGGAUCUGGAGCCCAAAGCAGUACGUCACCUCGGAAUGAGAGAGAACAAGGGAAUGGAGUCCUUUCAAGUGUCGUCUCGUUGAUUGACACUGCUCAGAACUCGUUAAAGAAACAGAGUGAGAGUUUGACUGGUAAGUUUAACAUUAUUUUGAUUGAUGGUAUUGACGUUACAGAUCUCAUAGCCACUAUUCAUGGAGAGUUGAAGGAGUUUAGUCGACGGGAUCGAAUUUCGAGAAUGGAAAUUUACAUGGAGCGUCAGAAAGCGGGUCAGUUUAUACUCGUAAAGGCAGCCAUAAAAUUUGCUUAUUUCAAUUUCCAAAACGGAGAUGACCGAUAUAAUUUUAGAAAUAUUACGCAUAGUCGCGGCAAAAAGUCCUUGGAAUUUUCUGCGACUCUGCACAUGAACUCGAAAAAACAUUUUGCACCGUGCAUCCGGCCCAAAAAGUGAGCUUGCACAGUGCAUUUUUUUUGCCCUAAGCCGCGCGCGAUUCCUAUUUUUCGCAGCGACAAAUCACUUCUUCGGAGUACGACAGUGAAAAUGCAGUGCAGUGCCGCGGAAAUUCUGAAGACUUUUUGGAUGGAGAUACGAGGUUUCUGUUGUUUUCGGGGAAGCUGUAUAUUUUAUUAAAACCUUGUGUUUUCAGCUCAUUAUAUGCGUCGUUAUACGGCCCUCAAAUAUAUUCAUCACAAUCGUUGUCAUCAUCACAAAAAACAUCGUCAUAAAACGGAGGAAUCGACCCAGAAAGACGAGUAG
Bursaphelenchus xylophilus (pine wood nematode) is the source of this 1813-nucleotide messenger RNA. The record is from the annotation of a GenBank genome assembly. NCBI's taxonomy places the organism in Eukaryota, Metazoa, Nematoda, Chromadorea, Rhabditida, Aphelenchoididae.